AUGAAGUACCUAGCUCUAGCCCUCGGGCUCUUUGCGCUCUCAGUAGUGUCGUUUGCGGAAGAGGAGCUGUCCGAGACCGGCCAAGCUGUCGUGGCGAAGAUCAGAGCUCUGAAGGAGGAAGAGAAACAACUUUUGGCCUCAAUCACCGAUGAGGAACAGAAGGAUCUGGUCGAGGCUAUCAUCGACAAAGAAGAAGAAGAAGAAGACAACAAGGCCAUUGCCGAGAUAGAGAAGGAGGAGAAGGAAGAAAAAGACGUAGACGCUGUUCGUGAAAACGAGGAAGAUGACGAAGAGGAGGAAAACAAACGUGAGAAGCGUGCUGUCCGUGGAGAGAAGAAGAAGAGGUCCACGAAGGGGAAGAAGACUCGCUGCCCACCGUCGCCGAGCCCAUGCCGCUCGUCAUCGCGCCAAUCUCCGCCGCGCCAGACGCAACCACAGAAUCAAGCAGAUCCGUGCUCUCCAGAAGCGACGAGGAUAAAUUACUACCACUGUUCGCAUCUUAAUUAUUGA
Messenger RNA from Haemonchus placei, 510 nucleotides. The record is from the annotation of a GenBank genome assembly. Lineage: Eukaryota; Metazoa; Nematoda; Chromadorea; Rhabditida; Trichostrongylidae.